AUGCGCUCUUGUGUCCGAGCGGGGUCACGUGUCAAUAAUCCGAUGAUCCUCCGACAGGGUCACGUGGUGAGGAAGAUGAGGAGGAUGAAGAGUCUCCGCAGCAGCCCAAACCGGCGGAGGCGCCGAGGAGGAGCGGAGCGGCGAGGCCGAAGAGGGGCCCAGCGGGGGGCCAGGGGCCCAAACCGAGGGCCAGGUCCUCAUCCGCUGCCCCCAAACCAGCAGGAGCCAAACCCAGAACCGAGCCGGAGCGCCGCAGGGCCAGCAGCUCCGUCAGGCAGCCGGACCCCCGGGAAGGCGGGGUGUCCGGGUCUGAGGGAGCAGCGGGGCCCGGGGCCCCACGGGAGGCCCGACGGGAGGCCCGCGGUCCAGAGUCACAAGGCGUUCACCGUCAUCCCUCCAAACCCAAAGAAACGGAGAGAAAUACAGAAAAAGGCGGAGGCGGAGCUAGCCGCUCUGGAGGAGCUGCGCCUGAGCAGAGCCAUGGCCUACGUCUCCAUCAACCCCAGCAGCGUCGGUGAGACACCCGAACGCCUCGCAGGCGGUGAGGAAGCAGCUGAUGGAGGAAACGCCUGUCCUGACCAGGUGACUGCACUCAGCGCCUCCUACUGGCUGCAGCUGGUAGCUCAACUCCUGCUGAACACAAGGCAAAGAUUUCCAUCCAUCAGCUGAAAUAUUAGUUUGAAUCUUGAAAUGAUUCACCUGAACAUUUCUGAGUUCAAUUAUUACACAACAAACAACUUUCAACAGUGCAGCUGACGGUGGAACAUCCCUCAGCAUGAUGCUGCCACCACCAUACUCUGCCGUUGUUCAGGUUGUUUCCUGAUGGUGGAUGGAAACCUCUGAUAAGAACCAUUUUAAAAUCUUCUUUAAUCAGAAAAACCUACAACAGCUGGCGUGUUUAUCGCUCUGCAUAGAUUAUAUUUUGUAUAAAUAUGUAUUUUGUGUUUGUAUAUAAAUUCAUGUUAUAGAGGAAAUAAAGUUUGA
Poeciliopsis prolifica (blackstripe livebearer) is the source of this 984-nucleotide messenger RNA. RefSeq names its product synapsin-1-like. The coding region runs from base 1 to 669 and encodes 222 amino acids. The record is from RefSeq and is a predicted model, not a curated record. NCBI's taxonomy places the organism in Eukaryota, Metazoa, Chordata, Actinopteri, Cyprinodontiformes, Poeciliidae. The transcript is spliced from 6 exons.